Messenger RNA from Funneliformis geosporum, 314 nucleotides. The record is from the annotation of a GenBank genome assembly. Lineage: Eukaryota; Fungi; Glomeromycota; Glomeromycetes; Glomerales; Glomeraceae.
AUGCAAAAAUCAAAUUCUACGGUUGAAUAUUUAGACAAUACUUUGCCAAAUGUUUGGACACUUAAUGGCUUAGCGGAAUGGGACAAUCAACAAGUCUCAGAUGAAGUACGCAAGAAGGCAGAUGAAUUGUACAAUGAUCUGAAGGAAAGACUUUGGGUCGUCUGGGUGUUGAACUUCGGGUUCGCUGCGAUACUAAAUUCUAAAACAAAUUACUUCAUCGCAGCACAUUACAGGACUUUGGAUCGUCUGGGUGUUAAACAUCAUGUUCACUGUGAUACUGCAUUUUCUAAUAGUCCCAUCUUCGUAACUUUUAG